AUGAAUCAACAGGAAGGGAAGCAACUGCCCACUUUUUCCGCGAACCCACUGUUCGGUCCAUCGAGUCCGUGCAAAUGCAACAACGGAUUGUGCAGCUGUUGCCUCGGCAUGUUCAGCAUGAACGGAUGCGCCAACAUCACCUACAUUCCGGAAGACUUUGCGUUUGAGUUUCGCAUGAUCUUCAACAACCGCGUGAUGACGAAGCGCCGGAUCAGUGGCAAAAAUCCGGCGCCGAUCUGUGUGCAUCCACCACGGUUCGAUUUCAUCGAGGUGUGCGCCAACAUCUACGAUGUCUACUUCGUCGGUCGGAACAUGCACAUGUGUAUGGAAAUGAAUGGCAAUUUCGAGGGAUAUGAACUGUUCUCGCGCUCCUUCAACUGUCUACGGAUAGGUGAUAAGGGAGUGAAGUUCAUGAAGCCAGGCGAGACGAUCGGUGGUUCAGUGAAUCCUUCGCUCGAGGCAGAGAUCGACUCCGGGGACGAUAUCGAGGACUACGAUGAAGCGGUUGUAUGAAAAGAGGUUCA
This is a messenger RNA of Anopheles darlingi, 524 nucleotides long. RefSeq lists its product as uncharacterized. Lineage: Eukaryota; Metazoa; Arthropoda; Insecta; Diptera; Culicidae. The record is from RefSeq and is a predicted model, not a curated record. The transcript is spliced from 3 exons. Bases 1 to 513 code for a protein of 170 amino acids.